Molecule: messenger RNA, 1130 nt
Organism: Dendronephthya gigantea
Lineage: Eukaryota; Metazoa; Cnidaria; Anthozoa; Malacalcyonacea; Nephtheidae
Exons: 3
Coding region: 352-966 (204 amino acids)
Source: RefSeq, a predicted model, not a curated record
AACUGGAAACUUGUGUAUGUUUGAACACUUUUGGAAGAGCAAGUUUUAGACAAUUUUGACGAUUUUUAGCACAGAACGUACGUUGUUUAUGGUAGAAUACAUCGCGAGUCUGGAACCUUCGUCGCCUGUACAGAUAUCGCCUACAAUUCCCGCCAGCAAAUUGGUUUAGAUAACACCAUGCCUAUAUAUAUGGAUAUUGUGCUAUGCCGUCUUUGCAGUUGAACGAAUAUUAUGUCUUUAGAAUUCCCACGGAAGUUGACAUCGCGAAUUAAAUUGUGGAGGGCAAAUAAAUGAACGGCUACCUGGAGAAGCCUGCUGGAGGAAGACAAACACCUGUCGAUAAUCUCCAGGAUGAGACAUCCCAGUUUUUUUCAUAUCGAAGGGAUAAAAGUCGUGUGUUCGACAAGCUUGGAUCAAUUCUGCUCUGACCUGAAAGAAGAACUUGAAGAAACAAAAUCUGAAGAAAGAAGAUUAGAUAAAUCUGUCGAGAAAAUGAAGUUUUGUUUCGCUGCUCUUGUUGUUUUUGUGGUUUUACUGUCACCAUCAGUGUAUGGAGCAGAAAGCGACGUGCCUCGAGUUUUUGACGAGAAUUUACAAUUGACUGAGGAGGAGAUGGAAGAAUACAUGAAGCAAGUGGAUCUGGAAAAAUAUGGUUUUAAGAGAACCGAGGAGACCACCAUUGAAACGGAUGAAAAUGGCGAGAAAAGGACAAAGAGAACCAUUUACUACAAGGUCACCGAUGAUUGUUCUCGAGCUAUGUUCUGGGAAGGAGUCCUUGAACAACGCUUGCCAGAGAAAUUGAAAAAUCUGAGAAUCCUUUCAACCACCGUAAGAGAAGUUCAGAAUCGUAUUGCUGGCAGGAAGACAAAGCAAUGCACAGUCGGUUUAGAAAUCCAUCCAGAUCGAAAUCGCAAGUCCAGUGGAAGCAAACGUAGUAUGGCUGGUAACUGUUGGUGGUGGUGCUGAGUAAUGCGGCGAUCGUUUAGGGAAACUAAGGUGUGUCAUUGAACGGUUUUAAAAGGAAAACGGAAGAAGUGUCUUGAUAGAAUAAUGUACUAGUAGUAACCUGCUUUGUAGUUUCUAAUGUUGUAGUCUGUCUUUCAACAUAAAUAGUGAAUUGAGUCAAAUAA